AUGCGCUGCGCAACGCAGUUCGACGUUGUCGAGGCGCUCAAGGGCUACGUCACACGUUCUCUGCUGUUCGUCAACUCAGCGCUCCAGGUCGCGGAUGCGGAGGCGUAUGUCGGGGACGGUACGGGCGUCGUCAAGGGCGUAUUCUUCGGACUGCAUUGGCUGACGCACCCCGACCUUACGCGGCGCAUCGAGCAGGGCAAGCCACUGGAUAAUGCACCUGAUUUCGCGCAUCUCUAUGGCGCGGAAGGCGUCGACCCUGCUAUUGGGUAUACGGAUUACAAAGUGGCAGUUUGA
Mycena indigotica is the source of this 294-nucleotide messenger RNA. RefSeq names its product Oxidored-FMN domain-containing protein. NCBI's taxonomy places the organism in Eukaryota, Fungi, Basidiomycota, Agaricomycetes, Agaricales, Mycenaceae. The transcript has a single exon. Bases 1 to 294 code for a protein of 97 amino acids. The record is from RefSeq and is a predicted model, not a curated record.